Molecule: messenger RNA, 860 nt
Organism: Gossypium raimondii (Peruvian cotton)
Lineage: Eukaryota; Viridiplantae; Streptophyta; Magnoliopsida; Malvales; Malvaceae
Product: casein kinase 1-like protein 9
Exons: 8
Coding region: 431-766 (111 amino acids)
Biological process (GO): signal transduction; endocytosis; peptidyl-serine phosphorylation
Cellular component (GO): nucleus; cytoplasm
Molecular function (GO): protein serine/threonine kinase activity; ATP binding
Source: RefSeq, a predicted model, not a curated record
AUUUUAUAUUCGUUGGAAAAACUCCCCUUGUUCUUUUCUUCUUGAUUUAUAGCAGUUUCUAACCCCCACUCAAUUUCUUUUUUACCCCUAAACCUCUUCAGCCUGAAAGGAAGGUUGCUUCUGUAUUUCCUGAGAGGAAGCCUUCCCUGGCAGGGGCUAAUAUGAUGAUAAGAUUAGCGAAAAGAAAGUGUCGACUUCUAUAGAGGUUCUCUGUAAGUCAUAUCCAUCUGAGUUUUUCUCUCGUAUACUGUCGUUCUUUGCGGUUUGAAGAUAAACCUGAUUAUUCCUAUUUGAAGAGGCUUUUCCGAGACUUGUUUUUAAGAGAAGCGCCCCCCCCCCCCUUUUUGUUGAUCUGUUGGAGGCUUGGAGUUGUCAAUUUAGUAAAUCCCUUAGCUUUGAAGAUAGUGUUUUGUUUUUGUUUGGCUUGAGAAUGGAUAAUGUGAUUGGUGGUAAGUUCAAGCUUGGAAGAAAGAUUGGCAGUGGCUCUUUUGGAGAGCUUUAUUUAGGGGUAAAUGUGCAAACUAAAGAGGAAGUUGCUGUCAAACUGGAAUCUGCAAAGACCAAGCAUCCACAGCUUCAUUACGAGUCGAAAUUGUAUAUGCUUCUUCAAGGAGGAACGGGUAUUCCACACCUUAAGUGGUUCGGAAUUGAGGCAGAUUACAAUGUUAUGGUAAUUGACCUUCUUGGACCUAGUUUGGAAGAUUUGUUCAACUACUGCAACCGGAAACUUUCGUUAAAGACGCUGUUGAUGCUUGCUAUCAGUUAAUUAAUAGAGUAGAAUAUAUGCAUUCAAGAGGUUUCUUCACCGUGACAUAAAGCCUGGCAACUUCUUGAUGGGCCUAGGACGCAAGGCAAAUCAG